This is a messenger RNA of Xiphias gladius (swordfish), 3320 nucleotides long. It is a transcript of the gene bmpr1bb, whose product is annotated as bone morphogenetic protein receptor, type IBb. Gene Ontology annotation, molecular function: SMAD binding; transforming growth factor beta receptor activity, type I; ATP binding. Gene Ontology annotation, biological process: BMP signaling pathway; dorsal/ventral pattern formation; protein phosphorylation. The record is from RefSeq and is a predicted model, not a curated record. NCBI's taxonomy places the organism in Eukaryota, Metazoa, Chordata, Actinopteri, Istiophoriformes, Xiphiidae. The transcript is spliced from 14 exons. The coding region runs from base 640 to 2262 and encodes 540 amino acids. Gene Ontology annotation, cellular component: plasma membrane; signaling receptor complex.
ACGUCGGAGGUGGGAGCUGUGCGCAGGACAACACGAGAUUUAACCAGCCUCAAAAAAAAAAAAAGACCGUGUCACACUUGGAAAACUCUGCCACAAGACAGAGGGACACAUGCAAAUAAAAGAGAGCACAUUACGAACCGGGACGGUGCGGUUUGAAAUCGAGAAGAGAACGAGAAAGACAAGUGCUGCUGCUCUGGCUGGGUACAGUGACGGGAUGAUUUCUGAUCUCCGACGUUUGGAUGAUUCGGGAGAGGGCAGAGGGCAUUUAGAGUCAUACCUGUGAGGCCGCCUGCAUGGAAAUGUGCUGACAUCAGCACUUUGCAUUUCAAACCCGCGGGCUAGAGGCGGAUGAGGAGGAUGCUGCAGUGACGAUACAGAAAAAGCUGGGUUUGCAUAGAUCGUAUCAGGCUGUCAGUGUGCAGUAGUGCUGGAGGCUGCAGGGUGGCUGUGUGCUGUGUGAAGUUCCUGAGGGUGCAGAGGGGCAGUCACUCACAGAGAGACACUUGUACAGAAAGCGGACUUGCGCUCUUUCACGGAAAGGAUAUAAAAACGCAGUCUCACACCUCUGCCACUUUGCACGGGCGUGUUGGUUGUGGCAGCACCUCAGGGAUUUGAAGGAGGCGGGUUGGUGCUGGCGUGAUGGUGGUGGUGUGGUUGCCUCAGGAGUGGGCCUGCCAGGCUAUUCUCCUGGUGACUGGACUGGCAUCACUAAGCCGUGGGUCUGAUGCCAACAAGUUGGACACCAUGCUGCUGAAGAACGGAUUGAAGGGGGGAUCGGAGCGAAGGGCAGAGGAGAGCAGCAGCAGCACGGCCACAGUUUCAGCGCAAAACAUGCUUUGGUGCCACUGCUACCACCACUGCCCCGAAGACUCUGUCAACAGCACGUGCAAGACUGAUGGUUACUGCUUCACCAUGGUGGAGGAGGAGGAGGGGGGUGUGGCUGUACUCACCGCAGGUUGUUUAGGACUGGCUGGUUCUGAGUUCCAGUGCAGAGACAUGGGAAAUGCACGUUCCAGGAGAGCUCUCGAGUGUUGCACAGAUCAGGACUAUUGCAACAGAGACUUGCAUCCCACCCUUCUUCCACUCAUGACGUCAGAUUAUGUUGACAGCAGUAUCCAGUACAUGGCGCUCUUCAUUUCAGUCACAGUCUGCAGCAUCAUCCUUGGUCUCAUCCUCGUCUUUUGCUACUUCAGAUAUAAGCGCCAGGAGUCUCAGCCACGCUACAGUAUCGAUCUGGAGCAGGAUGAGACCUACAUCCCCCCUGGGGAGUCUCUGAAGGACCUGAUAGAGCAUUCCCGGAGCAUCGGGUCUGGCUCUGGGUCCGGACUCCCUCUACUGGUGCAGCGAACCAUUGCCAAGCAAAUUCAGAUGAUUAAACAGAUUGGAAAAGGGCGAUACGGAGAGGUCUGGAUGGGAAAAUGGAGAGGAGAGAGAGUGGCCGUCAAAGUCUUCUUCACCACGGAGGAAGAGAGCUGGUUCAGAGAGACUGAAAUUUAUCAGACCUUCCUGAUGAGACAUGACAACAUACUCGGGUUCAUAGCAGCCGACAUUAAAGGAACCGGCUCGUGGACUCAGCUCUACCUGAUCACAGACUACCAUGAGAAUGGAUCCUUAUAUGACUACCUCAAGUCCAACACCUUAGACAUCAAGUCUCUGCUGAAACUGGCCUACUCCUCCAUAUCAGGCCUCUGUCACCUGCACACUGAGAUCUAUGGCACACAGGGCAAACCGGCCAUCGCACACAGAGACCUGAAGAGUAAAAACAUCCUGGUGAAAAAAAACGGAUCCUGCUGUAUAGCAGACCUUGGGCUGGCUGUCAAGUUCAACAGUGACACUAAUGAGGUGGAUAUCCCUCCCAACCUACGCGUUGGUACGAAGCGCUACAUGCCACCUGAAGUGUUGGAUGAGACCCUGAACAGGAGCUACUUCCAGUCUUUUAUAAUGGCUGACAUGUAUAGUUUUGGCCUCAUCGUUUGGGAGAUGGCGCGACGUUGCAUCUCUGGAGGCAUUGUGGAGGAGUAUCAGCUGCCCUAUCACGACCUCGUGCCCACCGAUCCUUCCUAUGAGGACAUGAGAGAAGUUGUCUGCAUUAAGAAACAAAGACCCUCAUUUGCUAAUCGUUGGAGCAGCGAUGAGUGUCUACGACAGAUGGGAAAGCUGAUGUCAGAGUGCUGGGCUCACAACCCGGCCUCCCGCCUCACAGCCCUGAGGGUGAAGAAGACCCUGGCGAAGAUGUUAGAGUCCCAGGACAUCAAAAUGUGACAGAGAGUCGAGAGAGAUGCUCUCAUCACCCACAGACUUGUCACUGCCACUGGCACAGCGCCACUUACACUGGCCAACAGAAGAAAGGGAAAAAAAAGAGACUGUGAACGAUAGGACAAAGGAAACUGACUGGGAGGAUGAGCGAUGGACAUAAUGGUCGGCGGGGAGCCAGAAAAAUGAGAGGCAAAAAACGUAUUAUGUCAGGGGAGACCUAACCUGCCACUGUCUCAGUCACCUCUGCCUCAGACAAAGUGUUCAGGUUGUGCUUUCUGUGAAAGCUGAGUGGUUGUCGGGUCCAGACUGUCCAGGCGGGCAGGCGGACAGGGACCUUUGCAGGAGAGGACUAAGAUCCCUCUGAUCAGUUCAGUACAGAGGAAGCUCCUGCUCUGCCCUUCUAAAGCCAUAUAGCAGUAUUCCAUGUGCAGUCUUUUGUACCGUCACAGCUGCCUUCGUAUUGUUUUGUUUCUUUCUGACUCAGUCACUGCGUGCUGUAAUAUCAUAGCAGACUGUAAACUGUCUUUCAGUUCCAUAGUGACUGUCAUCUAUCCAAAGAAAUGUCUAAUUCAUGCUCAGUGACCUCAUUUAUCAAAGACGUAAUUAUUAUUAUGAUGAUGAUUAUUAUUAUUAUUAUUACUACAGAACAAAGCACAAUAAGACUACAUAAAUGAAAAAUAACAUUUCCAGCAGAAACAGAAUUUUCUAUAUAGUAUUUCAAACAAAUUUCAUUUUAUUUCAAUAUUAAAAGAUAUAUGGGUAAAACUUAUGUCAUUGAUGGACUUUUGUUGUCCUUCGAGCCUCCAGAGCUGAGACUUAGGCCUUGAUCUCCCUCAUUGUCUCUUCUUUCCACUCACAAAUAAUUUGUAAAUAGUUGAGCUGAAAUCUAUUGAUAAUUAUUGCCUUGUUGGAUGUUAAAAUAUGUUCUUGACGAUUUCUGUGUACAGAAUAUGUCCCGUCCACUCUACCACUAUGGCAUGUGCCUUAUUUAAUCUGUACAUAUGUGAUUAUGAGAGUGUAUGAGUGGAUCUGGAUAACAUUCCCCAAUAAAACGACUGUGUCUC